Molecule: messenger RNA, 345 nt
Organism: Nematocida minor
Lineage: Eukaryota; Fungi; Microsporidia
Exons: 1
Coding region: 1-345 (114 amino acids)
Source: RefSeq, a predicted model, not a curated record
AUGAAGGAGGGAAGCGAGCUGGAAGAAAAGAGAAAAACAGAAGGACAGAAACCAACAGAAGGAUCGGCAGUCAUCCAGAUGCAAAGCGAGGCAGUUGACAAGCUUAAAGGAAUAGUCACCAGGAAGUACAAGGAAACGACUCUCCUAAUACGAACCGUAGGAGGGGCAUUUCUGGAGACAAAAGGAUGGACAACCGAAGAAAAGCCCAAAUCAAAAAAAGAGCAAGAAGAAACCGUCUACGCCUGCGAUGUCUGCAGCAGGUCCUUUGCUGACAAAAGAAGGCUGGCAAUACACAAGAAUGUGCACGCCAAGGCAGCAGAGCAAGUGCCUGCUACUGAGCAAUAA